AAAUCUUACUGAGAACAUAGAAUUUUUAACUGAUAGUAAACAAAACCGCAGGGUACUAGUUCCAUUCUGUGGCAAAACAUUGGACCUGUUAUGGUAAGCCAAAUAGUUCUAAUAAGUAUAUUUUAUAUCAGUUCUGUGUAACUUAUAAAACUAGUGUCAAAAGCAAAGCAUGACAGAUAAGUGAUCUUUGCCAGGAUCAAUUCAGAAGAAAGUAAUGGCGCCUGAUACUUAAUUGACAAGCUGCUAAAUCGACCAUUACAACGUGGCUGUGAGAUGUGAAACAGUGAAAGACGUUUGGGAAUCUCGAUUGAGGGCCACUAGGGAGAAUACGUUUUGUAAUUGGUGUUACCCUCGUUAAAUAUAGUUUAUUGUAUUGCUUUGUAUUGCUUUGUACGGUGCAGGUGUGUCAAGAAUAACUUAUUCUGCCGUUUUCUGUCAUCGAGAUGUAAAGCAGGCUAGAUGCAAAAAUGAAUGUAAAUGUUUUUGAAAAUAUGCUUUGUAACAUAUUUUUGUCCUGAAACAAAGUUCCUUGUUGGAAAAAAUUACUAAAUCGAAGAAAAAGUCAUGAGGAAAAUUGGUUGAGUACCGUGUUAAUUUCGAGGUGUGAUUCAACUCCAAAAGUGGACAGAAUAACAUUUUUGGAGUUAAUUUAACUCCUUGAAAUUUAUAGUGUAAAGGUAGAACCAGAUACGCUUGAAUUCAUUAUGGCGGCCAGGGUGGCAAUUAUCUUUUUGGCGAAAAAAGGUUUUGCAUGGCCAUUAGGUUUCAGUGGCUUUUCUUCGUGACAAGGGCAGUUCAUGAGCACAUGUGUACAACUAAUGAAAAUGCCAUUUUACAUAAAAUUUUACACUAUAAUGUAUUAAUUCUAAGUAUUCGAUGCAAAGUUAAUGAGUGUUGAAAAGCGUAAUGAAAGUGUACAGUAGAGGUGUGCGAAUCCGAUCCGAUCGGAUUCGUUCCGAUUUCGGAACAAAAAUAUACAUUUCGGAUCGGAUUGAUAAAGUUGUUUCGUAGUCGCAUCGGAUCGGACUUCGAUAAUCGAAAUGAAUUAAUUAUCCACGCAUUAUCGCAAGAAUUAUUAUCCAUGCAUUUAUCAAAGCAUUAUCGCGGUUGUCGCUGCAUUAUUCGUUUGAUACUUCAAUUGGACGUCACUUUGUCAAGCUUCUUGAUAUGUAUUUCUUGCUUUAUACUUAUUUGGUUGAAUAUUUCAAGUUGAAUGAGAUAUUUAUUUUAUUAAAGGAUUCUUCAGAUCGGAUCGGAAUUCUUUAUCAAAACGCGAAUCUGAUUCAGAUUAGACAAUUUCGGAUCGGAUUUUAAACAUUAGCCAAUUGUCGGAUUAUAAACCUCCAAUCCGAUCCGAUGCACACCUCUAGUGUACAGUGAUGAAUGAUUGUGUUUCGUUUUAGGUUGUUUUUACUCAACAUCAAGGGCGUACCUAGCAUUAUAUAUAGCUCAGAAAGGGGUCCUAACCUCUCUUUAUUAAAUUGCCCCCGCUUUUACCAAUGUGCCCCUUUUUUCUUUCCACACACCUGUUUCAAAGAUCAAAAGGUUAACCCUUGCAAAUUGUCGAGGCUUAUUGCAUGCAUGUAUUAUCCAAAGAAAAUUACAUCAACAAAAUAAUCAACUGUUUCACGAGUUUAUGUUUUUGGCUUGCCCCCCAUUUUUUAAACCACGAUCCCGUUCACCAAUUUUUACAAAUAUUUUCCAUGCCGCCCCUUUUGUGUGUGUUUUUUUUUGUGGAGACAGUUUAUUCCCUGCCCUUGAGGGUUGAACUAUGCCUUGAACUUCUCCCUGCUUCUUGAUAUAGGCCAUAUAUAGGUGACGUCAUGUUAUCAUGGUAACACGAAUAGUAGCGAUUAUGGGUUAAAAUUACUUUUUUGUAUAAGAGGAAACAGUGGCUUGUGCAAAAAAUUAGUUUUUUUAGAUUCAAAUAGCUUUAGUUUAAAACACUGAUAUAUAUAUAUAUUGGAAACUGUAGGGAGCCUCCUUAAAGGCCCGUUUACACGGGCGAUUUUUGCUGCAAUUUUAGUUGCGACUUUCUCCUUUUGGAGGAUCUGAAGGAGUAGAUUACUUAAUGAUGUUGUUAUGGGAUUUCAUAAUCUGGAACAUAUGUAACUCGUCAGCUCCUUCACAUUCUCCAAAAGGAGAAAAUCGCAAGGGUUCGAACUAUGCUUUGUAAUUAAUGACUGCAGACGACUUGAUUGAGCAGUAGAGUGUAAUGAAUCAAAAGAUACUUCAGGGCUGCUAUGGGGGCUGGUAUGAGUGUACUUUUGAGUUUUAAUAUUUAUCACACUUAUCAAUAAUAUUUUAAUGAAUGAUAUGUUUGCUAAUCUGCGAUAGUGAAUUAUUGUAAUAAUUUUUAGGCUGGUUAAACAAGGUCAUACCGUGAUUGGAAUAGAAGCUGUACAAAAAGCAAUUGAGGAUUUCUUUAAAGAAAACAAUAUUUCGUACGAGAUAAAAACGAUUGAUGGAAAUGGCCACUGUUACAUGGUAAAUUUAUGUGUUAUUGUAGCUAAAUUCUUUAUUUAUAUCCACGUUCGCUGCUAUUAUUUACACGCUGUUAUAUAAUUUAAAUGCCUUGAGGUGUUGGUGUUGGCCUUGAGGGUAUGUUUUUUGAGAAAGAAGGUUAAUUAUGUUCCAGGUUUUAAACGCCACUGAAGGUUGAAUACACUAAUGGUUUGAGGGUUUUGGCGGUGUGAUCAUUUGCUGUAGCACACCAUACUAUUUGAAUGUGUGGUUCCAAAUAAGUGUAGCGCAGGGCCUUUUUUAAGGAUUUUCCCGUGGGGGGGGGGCGGCAUUUUUUGAAAAGGGACCUUUCUGUGAGAUAAUAUAUUAGAGGGGGAUAGGAACGGCUGAAGGGCACGUGUGUGGCCGACAUACCACACAUGAAUAGGGGGGUCUGGGGCAUACUCCCCAGAAAAUGUUUGAAAUUUGAAGCACGGAAAUGCCAUUUCCUGCAUUCUGAGCAUUCAACUUUGCUCCAAAAUUUAUGCUAAUAUACUUGUAUUUGAAAUAAAAGAAGGAAAAACGCACAAAAAGUUAAAAAAAAUAUUAACCGUAAUUUGUGGGGGAUAGCAAUGGUGCAAGGCCACGUGUGUGGGAGCAUACUACCCAGAAAAUUGUUGAAAUUUGAAACCCGGAAAUGCCAUUUCCUGCAUUCUGAGCAUCCAAAUUUGCUCUAAAAUUUAUGCUAACUAUACUUGUAUUUGAAAUAAAAGAAGGAAAAAACGCACAAAAAAUAAAAUAAUUAUUAACAAUAAUUUGUCAUUACUUAGUGGUGGAAAAACGUAACAAUUUAAAUCGAUUUUGCAAAACAAGGACAAAGGAUAAAGCCUUAAACUUACUUUCCGUUUAUCUAUUUGUUUUUCUUCACUGAUUUGUUCAUAGAUUUAGGAAAAAGGGACUUUUCCUGGGGGGCAAAAUAUGAUUUCGUGGGGCACAAGGGGGGACCGGUAUAGCGAUGAGCAAUAUAUUUCACGUUUGAACUCAGAAUAUGAGGACUUCUGGCAAGCAGUAUUUCAAGCUUCGCGUGCUCGCUAAUACCAUUGAACUAUAACUAAACUGGAAGGCUAAGUCAGGGGGGGGGGAGUUGAAGCCGUGCUUGUAAAAAAAAUUUCGAAAAAAGCAUUUAAAAAUUGACAAAAAAUGUUGUCUAUAUAUUUUGCUAUGAUUGCUACUGUCAGUCGGUCGCUCGCGUCAAAGUCAAAGUUUUCAUAGCAGGUUUUUAAAAAGUUAAUUUUAAAGGGGAGAAAAAUAUGCCUUAUAGCUGUGUUGUUUGUGGAUGCAGGAGUAAUAAAAAUAAGGAAAACGAGGAACACGUAGAGCAUGUAGCCUACCAUAGGUAGGUCUAUAUGUGCAUGCAUGUGCAUAAUGUUUACAUAAAUCGAUAAAAAGCCAAGAAAUAAUGUUUUAUUUACCAACAUAUCUACAUACAGUAUAUACAUAGUCUGACAAUUUACAUUUACAACAUAGGCAGCCCAGCAAAAUGUGUAAAAAUGCAUUAAACGCUUAAAAAUGCGUAUAAAGUUCGUCUCAAUUUGCUAUCAAGCGAUUUAUUUGUGUAGCUCAUUAUACAUGCAGAUUCCGAUGUUUACGUCAUUGUAUUUUCAUAUAGUAUAUUAUCCAAGGCGGGCAACUCUUUUACAAAAUACAUUUACACACACUACUUUUACAAUUACGUUCAAACAACAACAAAAACCGCUACUUUCUGAGAAAAAAAAACUAGAUACAAAACACCUUGGAUAUUUUUUCGAACUCUAUUCAAACGUUUCAGAGUCGAAAAAAGUUUAGAAGUAUUUAAAUUUCGGG
Paramuricea clavata is the source of this 4305-nucleotide messenger RNA. NCBI's taxonomy places the organism in Eukaryota, Metazoa, Cnidaria, Anthozoa, Malacalcyonacea, Plexauridae. The record is from the annotation of a GenBank genome assembly.